GGCCCGUUAUCACCUUCACCGCAGUAGUUUUGCUUUACACCAAACACCACACCCACCAAAUUCUCUCUCUCUCUCGCUCUCUCUCUCUCUCUCCCCAAAUCGGCCGGCGCCAUGGAUUCCGACUACGGCAUUCCCAGAGAGCUCUCUGAUCUUCAGAAACUCCGAUCCCAAUACCAACCCGAGCUUCCUCCUUGCCUCCAGGGAGCUACCGUGAGGGUUGAAUUUGGUGAUACAACCACAUCUUUAGAUCCCACCGAUUCCCACACCAUCAGUCGCUACUUUCCCCACACUUACGGUCAGCCUUUGGCUCACUUUCUCAGGGCAACUGCCAAAGUCCCUGGUGCUCAGGUUAUUACUGAGCAUCCCCCUGUUAGGGUGGGAGUUGUCUUUUGUGGGAGACAAUCACCUGGAGGACAUAAUGUUAUAUGGGGUCUUCACAACGCUCUAAAAGUUCACAACCCUAACAAUACCUUACUUGGGUUUUUGGGGGGUUCUGAAGGUUUGUUUGCACAAAAAACUCUUGAGAUAACAGAUGAAAUUCUUGCAACCUACAAAAACCAAGGUGGUUAUGAUUUGCUGGGAAGGACAAAAGACCAAAUUAGAACAGUUGAGCAAGUCAACGCUACACUUACCGCAUGCAAGGAUUUGAAAUUGGAUGGCCUUGUCAUUAUUGGAGGUGUGACCUCAAAUACCGAUGCCGCCCAGCUUGCAGAGACAUUUGCGGAAGCAAAAUGCUCAACAAAGGUGGUUGGUGUUCCUGUCACUUUGAAUGGAGAUCUUAAGAACCAGUUUGUCGAAGCAAAUGUUGGUUUUGAUACAAUAUGUAAGGUCAAUUCCCAAUUAAUCAGCAAUAUGUGCACUGAUGCUCUUUCGGCAGAGAAGUAUUAUUAUUUCAUUCGACUCAUGGGCCGGAAGGCAUCACAUGUUGCGUUGGAGUGCACCCUCCAGUCCCAUCCAAAUUUGGUUAUUCUUGGUGAGGAGGUGGCGGCAUCAAAGCUAACUCUUUUUGACAUUACAACACAAAUUUGUGAUGCAGUGGAAGCCCGUGCAGCACAAGACAAGAAUCAUGGUGUCAUCCUAUUACCUGAAGGACUCAUAGAAAGCAUUCCUGAGGUGUAUGCCCUCUUGAAGGAAAUUCAUGGUUUGCACAGGCAAGGAGUAUCUGCCGAUAAAAUUUCUACUCAACUUUCACCUUGGGCAUCUGCAUUGUUUGAAUUCUUGCCACCAUUUAUCAAGAAACAGGUACUACUUUUGCCUGAAUCAGAUGACUCUGCGCAACUAUCCCAGAUUGAGACAGAGAAACUUCUUGCACAUCUUGUGGAGGGGGAAAUGAAUAAGCGUCAGAAAGAGGGCACAUACAAGGGGAAGAAAUUUAAUGCUAUAUGCCACUUCUUCGGUUAUCAGGCUCGGGGGUCUUUACCAUCAAAGUUCGAUUGUGACUAUGCUUAUGUUCUAGGGCACAUUGGCUACCAUAUUCUCGCAGCUGGUUUGAAUGGUUACAUGGCAACUAUAACUAACUUGAGGAAUCCUGUGAAUAAGUGGCGUUGUGGUGCUGCUCCACUUACUGCAAUGAUGACUGUUAAGCGUUGGGCUCAAAAUCCUGGGACUGCUUCAAUUGGAAAACCAGCUAUUCAUCCCGCUACUGUAGAUUUGAAAGGCAAAGCAUAUGACUUGUUGAGGCAAAAUGCUACAAAAUUCCUGCUUGAUGAUAUCUACAGAAACCCAGGGCCUCUGCAGUUUGAUGGUCCUGGUGCCGAUUCUAAGGCUGUAUCACUAUGUGUUGAAGACCAGGAUUACAUGGGGCGUAUCAAGAAACUGCAGGAGUAUCUUGACAAGAUUCGAACCAUUGUAAAGCCUGGGUGCUCGCAAGAGGUUCUGAAAGCAGCUUUGAGUGUGAUGGCGUCUGUGACAGAAGUCCUCUCGGUUAUGUCCUCAUCACCUAUCAAUGGCCAAUCGACCCUUUAAUUGUAUAAUAGACCUUUACUGGUGCUGAUAACUAUUGUACACUGAAUUCUAAAUUUCUUCGGCAUCGUCAUGUCUAGUGUUUUUUGGCCAGUAUGCGGAAAUGUAGGUUCCCAACCGUGGAAUUACUGGAAUAAUCAGGUUUUGUUUUUGCUUUCGACGCAACUUUGUUUUCCGUAAAAUAAGUAUUGAGGAUUGUACUUUGAAAUUUUGGAACUGAUGAAAUGAUGUUUGUGAGUCACUAAGGUCUCUUUUGGGUUCA
Molecule: messenger RNA, 2224 nt
Organism: Malus domestica (apple)
Lineage: Eukaryota; Viridiplantae; Streptophyta; Magnoliopsida; Rosales; Rosaceae
Product: pyrophosphate--fructose 6-phosphate 1-phosphotransferase subunit alpha
Biological process (GO): photosynthesis; glycolytic process; response to glucose
Cellular component (GO): cytosol
Molecular function (GO): ATP binding; 6-phosphofructokinase activity; diphosphate-fructose-6-phosphate 1-phosphotransferase activity
Source: RefSeq, a predicted model, not a curated record